This is a messenger RNA of Hyla sarda, 4094 nucleotides long. RefSeq names its product leucine rich repeats and guanylate kinase domain containing (gene LRGUK). NCBI's taxonomy places the organism in Eukaryota, Metazoa, Chordata, Amphibia, Anura, Hylidae. Bases 194 to 2662 code for a protein of 822 amino acids. The transcript has 20 exons. Gene Ontology annotation, cellular component: cytosol. The record is from RefSeq and is a predicted model, not a curated record. Gene Ontology annotation, molecular function: GMP kinase activity; protein binding.
AUUAUAUCCCGCUCACAGAACUCGCAUUGUACUACAACUCCCGACACGCAUUGCUCUGCAGACACACACCCGACUCUGGUCACCUAGUAACUAGUGUGUACACAACAUGGCGGCUGACUUCAGGGCGUCUAGUCUCCCGGCAGCGCUGUGAAGUAAACGUUGUACCAGAGUCUUAGGGCUACGAGCUGUGAGCAUGGCGGUGGUGGUGCUCAGUCCUGGGUUUCAGGAAGAGUUCCCCCAUAGCAGACCCCCUGAUAUAGAGGAUGAGCGGCGAGUCUGGAGUGUAGGCAGCCGGGGGACUCCCAGUCCUGACAACUGCGGGGACCCCGGGGAGUGUGACAGUGACAGCAGUGAGCAGGAGCAGGACGCCAUGGAGGAACAAUUUGAUGGUGUGCUGACAGAGGUAAUGGUUUCUGGAGGACUCUCUAAGUUCGGUCGUUCAGCUCUUGGAAGUGAUCAAGUUUAUCUUCAUUUGAACCUAUCAGAUCGUAAAUUAGAGAAUAUCCAGAUUCUCUGUCAUUACAUUCACUUACAGAAGUUGGAUGUGUCCUACAAUGAAAUCCCUGAUUUGUCUUGUGUCAGUUACAUGCCAUACUUGACUGAGCUAAAUGCCUCAAAGAAUAAGCUGAACACAUUCUUUGACUUCAUCCCCCCCAAGAAUCUGAUGGUUGUGGAUUUGUCAUUUAAUAAUAUUACCCAUAUGAAGGAUUUAUCUGCUUACAGAGCUCUGACAACACUAAUAUUAAAUAAUAAUAACAUACAGGAAAUACUAGGCUUGGAAAAAUGCACCAGUUUGAAACACCUCAACUUGGCUCACAAUAAUAUCCAUACCAUUAGUGGAUUUGGUAAUUUGCCCAUCAGAACGCUCAGCCUGGCUUCCAAUCAAAUUAAGAACAUCUCUGGCUUGGAAAAUCUUAACUCUUUACAAACACUGGACCUCUCAUCUAACCAGAUCACUAGUCUUGAAGGCCUGGAGGGAUUGGAAUUUUUGCAGACCCUUAACCUUCAAGAUAAUGAGAUUUGUCAGAUAAGUGAAAUUGCGUUUAUUGAAGAGCUACCAUUGCUACAUAUACUAAAUCUCCUAAAAAAUCCAGUGCAGGAACAAGCGGAGUAUUGGCUAUCAGUGCUGUUUAUGCUGCCGAGAUUAACUGGACUGGAUGAGAAGAAGAUCAGAGUUGAAGAGAAGGUAGCAGCAGUAAAUAAGUAUGACCCUCCUCCAGAGGUAAUUGCAUCCCGAGAUCAUAUGGCCAAUGUUAUGUACAGCAUGAUCCAACCACAGAAGAUCUUUGACAGUACAUUGCCCAAUCUGGAUACCCCCUACCCUAUGCUGGUUCUGACAGGGCCCCAAUCUUGUGGGAAGCGGGAGCUGGCUCACAGAAUGUGCAGGGAGUUCAAGGAGUUUUUCCGCUACGGACCCUGUCAUACAACAAGAAAUCCAUACUUCGGAGAAGAAAAGCGAUUUGAUUACCAUUUUGUCACACCAGAGAUGUUUGAGGAAAUGACUUGCUCUGGUCACUUUCUCCUAACCAUGAAAUACAGUAGUUACUACUAUGGUUUGAGUAGAGAGGCUGUAGAAUCUGUUGCAAGAGAAGGUCUUGCUUGCUGCACACACCUGGAAAUAGAGGGUGUAAGAAGUUUGAAGAAUUCUUAUUUUGAACCACGUUGUAUAUUGCUUUUGCCAAUGAACAAGGAGAAGUAUGAAGGGUGGUUGAGGAGAAAGGGAUUGUUCACUAGACAGGAGAUUGAUGUUGCAGUGUCAAGAGUGGAUAUGUACAUGAAGAUACACCAAGAUCACCCUGGCUUCUUUGAUGCAGUUAUUAACGUUGAUGAUUUAGAAGUAGCCUACAGCAAGCUAAGAUUGUUGGUUAAAGAAUACCUUGGCCUAAUGGAGCCAGCACUGUCUAGUGAAAGUGCUAGUAGAGCUAAAUCUGGAACAGACUAUGGAAAGCUGACCACUGUUUCCUCAUCAAAUGGGCCACAUAAAUCCUCACUUAACAAUGAAUUUCAGGAUUCUGCUGCAAGAAACUAUUCUGCUAAAAUCUUUGUAAAAGUAUCAUCACAGAAAACUCCUGCUGAAGAGGCUUCGGUACAAAGACGACAGCAAGCAGCACGACAAGCUUUGGCAGGGAAGACAUCCGGGACAUACACACAACUGUUUCAGAGAGGUCCUGUAACAGCUCCAGCAACCUUGGGGACACACAGACGUCUUCUAGACCCUACAUCAUGUUCAUCGAUGCAGCCAAGUGGAAGUAAUGUUACCGCAGAACGUAGCUUCCCACCAGCUAGUCCUGAAACCAGUUCCAGAGAUUCGAGGCCUAGCUCUGGGCUGUCCUUGCUGUCUUCAGCUGGUGCCUUUUCUUCAAGGAGAUCAUCCUCUCAGUCAACUCCUGUCAUUAAUAUUCAUUCACCUCCUGAAAACAACAUUGAACCAUUGGAUUUGUCUGGUGUUGGACGAGAACAAGAUGCCUUGUCAGGUGAUCUGAAAUAUGUGGGAAAUACCCCAGAGACUCCACGGCUUCCAUCCUCAAAUCGCUCUGAUGUCAGUGCUUCCAAGUCCAAAUCAUCUUCCUCCUCACCCCAGAUCUCUUCAAGCCAUUCAGGAUCCAAUACUAAACCAAUUCUACCACCUAUUCCAUCCAGACGCAAGCAAUCAACAACUUAGUUUGUGUUUCAAAUAACAUGAUGCUCAUUUUCACAGUUUUGACCAGUUUUAUUAUUUAUGAUUAUUUCUUUUUUUUUUUUUUUAGAUUGCAUUGUCUGGAUUCUUGUCUGUAAGGAAUAGAUUUUAUGCAGAUCAAUUUAUAAUAUAUUUACAGUUUAUAUUGCAUUUGCAGAACAUAUUUACAUGUUGUUUGAACAAUAAGGUUAUAUUCACAUAGCCAAUUUUCCGCAUAGAUUCUUGAAUUCCACGUCGGCAUUAAUUUGGCUAGAAUUCCGCAUCCUUCCAGCCUUUGUGGAAUUCAUGCAGAAUUCCGCAGUUUCCUGAUUAAUUCCGCAUGAUCCUGCAGUACACUUGAAAAGGUGGCCUUUAUUUAAUUCAAAGGUUAAAUUCUGCAUGCAUUCCAUUCCACACCAAUUCCGCAUUUUUUGCAGAAUUUCAAGCCCUCUUGACUUCAAUGGGAUUCCGCAGCCGAAUUCCGCAAAAAUAUAAGACAUGACCUGUAUUUUUGCUGAAUGCGGACUUUUAGCUAUGGACUGUCCACAGCAAAAAUUCUGCAGUGUGAAUUGGGUAGAAAUUCCAGUGGAAUUAUAAUGUGGAAUAAAGGCUAUGUUCACACAGAAGAAUUUCCACAUGGAAAAUCUGAAUGUGUUUAUAGCCUUAUUAACUUCCGUGGGAUUCCUCAGUCCCAUUCACAUUGCAGAAUUUUUGCAGCUAAAAUUCUGCAUUGCCCAAAAAUGUAAAUAAUGUCUUAAAUUUUAGCAGAAUUCUGCUGUGAAAGCCCAUUGAAGUCAAUUGGACUUUCUUUUCUCCACUAAAUGCAGAUAUUGUGCGGAAUUCGCUCAAAAUGUACCUUUAAAAAAAAAAAAAAAAAAAAAAAUUUCAGUGCACUGUGGAUUCAUGCGGAAUUUAUGCAGAAAGAUGCAGAACUUCGGACAAAUUAAUCUUGAUGCAGAAUUCAGCAUCUAUGUGGGAUUUCUGAUGUCUGAACACAGCCUUACAUGUGGAAAUCCAUGUGGAAAUCCUGCCCUGUGAACAUCGUAUAAGAUGCACCUUACAAUAAGACACAAUCAAGUAAAAAGAAUCUAGGGCCUCUCCUGACAUGUUUGUUUUGGUAAAUAAUUGGAUAUCCUAUAACAUAACAAAUCUGUAACAUCUUUUUCUUAAACUUGUUGUUUCCUUCCUCUGUUAUCUCUCUCUUUAUAAUAAAUGUACGAUCCAGCAUCACAAUUCCCCUUUCCAAUAGGGCAGUGUUUGCCAACCAGUGUGCCUCCAGCUGUUGCAAAACUCUCAGCAUUUCUGGACAGCUAAAUGCCAAGUUGUCAAUUCAUACAGUUCCAGGAGAAAUAUCAAUGAAGCAAAUAUAGAAUUCUGUGCGUCUCAUCAGUUAUAUUGGACUAACUGUGGCACUUAAAGGAAAACUAUCACCCUGAUC